This is a messenger RNA of Ostertagia ostertagi, 186 nucleotides long. Lineage: Eukaryota; Metazoa; Nematoda; Chromadorea; Rhabditida; Trichostrongylidae. The record is from the annotation of a GenBank genome assembly.
CCGUCGAGAAACUGUGUUGUAAAGGAGCCCGUUGUAGUGAAUCUUUACGUGGAGCCAUACGAGGGUGAUGACGGGCCAGCGUCUGUGGCACCGACUCAGAUGAUGUCCGAAUCAGGCCCACCGCACAACGAGACGACGCCGAGCAUCACUUUGACCGAAACAACGACCAAAACAACGAUAACGAGU